AUGAUCACAAAGGUGGCGUUGGUUCUCUGCUUCAGCAUCUCGCUGUCCGUUGCCGCACCCGGUGACAUUUACAGCCAUGGCGGUCUCAGUUUACACGCGCCAAUUUCAAUCGCCGCCGCCGCGCCAGCCAUCACGUACGCAGCACCCAAAAUCCUUGCCGCCGCACCAGCCAUCAGUCAGCAGGUGAUACAUGCACCAGCACCAGCUCUCAUCGCUCAAGCUGCGCCCACUUACGUUGCACAAGCCGCGCCUGCUAUCGCCGUUGCACCGGCGCCCACCAUCAUCAAAGCUGCCCCAGCUGUUGCCGUCGCCAAGGUAAUCGAACCGGAGCCAUACGACCCCAAUCCACAAUACAGCUUCGCAUAUGGUGUAACCGAUCAUCAAACCGGCGACUCGAAAGCGGCUGAGGAAUCACUCGUCAAUGGCGUCGUGCACGGCAGUUACUCGUUGACCGAACCAGAUGGUUCCAUACGCAAGGUCACCUACACCGCGGACAAAAUUAACGGUUUCAAUGCUGUGGUUGAGAAGCAAGGUGGCCCCGCACCCGUAGCCGUAGUGGCCAAACCCGCUGUCGCCGUCGCCGCUGUACCCGCCAUCACUAAGGUCGCUUACGCUGCGCCCGCCAUCGCCAAGGUGGCGUACGCUGCACCAGCCCUUGCCUAUGGUCACCACUAA
Molecule: messenger RNA, 675 nt
Organism: Bactrocera tryoni
Lineage: Eukaryota; Metazoa; Arthropoda; Insecta; Diptera; Tephritidae
Gene: Cpr64Ac
Product: cuticle protein 21
Exons: 2
Coding region: 1-675 (224 amino acids)
Cellular component (GO): extracellular matrix
Source: RefSeq, a predicted model, not a curated record